Molecule: messenger RNA, 1911 nt
Organism: Talaromyces atroroseus
Lineage: Eukaryota; Fungi; Ascomycota; Eurotiomycetes; Eurotiales; Trichocomaceae
Exons: 2
Coding region: 1-1911 (636 amino acids)
Source: RefSeq, a predicted model, not a curated record
AUGAACCCCCGCCCGCUCAAUCCCCGUGGGCUCACCCUACGCCCUCGACUGGAGGUGUUCGGCCGGGCCAAUGUCCUCUCAGUCCGAUGUCUUGCAUCAGCAUCAGCUCCUAUAGUUCCCAAGAAGAAGAGGAAAGCCGUAGGAACGAAAGAGCCGCGCGGUCCGAGUAGAAUUGAUAUUGUCAGCGAAGCAUUCUGCGAUGACCUUGCCAACCACAUAUCAAGACUCUUUGAAACCAACAAACCUUCCGUUAUUCUCGAUCUCUGCCCCGGUCGGAGUAUACUGUCGUCGAAAAUCAACGAUCUCAUCAAACCCGAGCGCCAUGUUGUCAUCGAACAUCGCAUGUCUCGCUAUCAACGCAAUAUUAAAAAAAGACUAGCCGAUAAGAAAGGCGUCGAAGUGCACGACGAAAAGUUGCAUUAUGAUACUGUUAAAGGAAUCAGUUGGAUGAAUGUCCUGAAUACAUAUAUGGCCGAUUCUACACCUCAACCUGGAAGAAACGAUCUGCUUAUCCUCGCAAACUUGACCGAUAAAGCUUUCAAAAACCCCUCGCGAGUAUGGGCAUCCCUUGUAGGACAUUCACUCAUAGACCGUGGACACUUCCGCGACUGGACGAUUCGCACAUUGAUGAUUCUACCCCCCGACGAAGCCCACUUGGUUGUUCCCCGUUCAGCCAAAGACCGGAGGAAAGUGGCCAUGUUGACUGAGGCCUACGCUCACCGAGCCCUUUACGUCGCCGAAACCGAUAAUUCCGAGUAUGUCGCAUCACGUGAAUGCGAGCUUGCCAGCGAAAGCGCCAAGUUGGUCGCUCAGCGGGCAGAAGAGAAUAACAUUACAAUACCCGAGGGACGCAGACAGCCUGCUAUCCAGUCAAUGUCAGAUGUCCCUGGGGGUCCUCGUGCACCGGGAUUUACUACGCAUACGCCGAUCUACGCAGGAUACCAAGCGCAGCAUUUCUGGCAAGCGCAACAGGAAUUCGAGCAAGCCGUUGACCUUAAACCUGGUACCAAUGAGUACCAAAAAGCCCGCAGCCAUGUUUGGAAUGUGCGCGCCCAGCUCAUGCACCAUGCCAGAUGCGUGGAUGUUUCGAUAGAGUUUGCGAAAGCGCAACUCCAGGUUGACUCAUUGGAAAAGGAAAUGGUCAAAGCAAAAUUGGAAAGCUCAAAGCCUAGUACGGCCGCAAAAGCAACGGAUCUAGCAACACUUGACGAGAUGAACACCAAGUUGAUCCAAGCCAGGGCUGAAAUGGCCCGAAAAUUGGACGAAACCCCAAUUCUUGCCAACAGAACCAUGCCAAAUUACAUUGACGACUAUCGAAUGGCACUGGGCGCAACAGGGCACAUCAAGGACUCGCACUUACUCUGGGACCACCGGCUCUUCGAGCCACUCUACAUACGACCGGACGAGGUAGAGCGCACAGAAAGCAGGUGUUCCAUCAUGUACGUUGAGCCGGAGCACAAGGAUAAACUGGCGGAAAGGUUUGCAGUGGAUAGAGCGCACGACAGGCCCGACGAGGCUGUAGAAAUUGCGCUCUCCGUUAUAGGCUCGUUUGGUAUUCGUGGUCGCGACCCGGUCUCUGAAAUGCUCGACAAGUUGUUCCCGGGACAGCCGAUCAAUGAGGUUGUGAAAUCUGUCCCCGAGCUUUUCGCUUAUAUACCCAAACAUCUCCUUUCGCCUCCUCUUGAGGAUAAGAACGAGGCGAACGGUGAUUCUAUUUACGACGACUUUGAAUAUUUCCCGCAACAAGUCCACCUCCGAUCUCUCCCGUUGUCUGUGCUUCUGAAGUUGUUAAAGGCAUAUCUUGCAACGACUAGCUCGAAGUCGUUCCUGCAAGUCAAUCGCAGUUUAGGUGGAUCCGCGACGAUGUAUGCACUUCGCUCUUGGGUGUUUGAUAUCCAAGACAAGAAAUGA